AUGGCCCCUGAGCCUAUUGUUGCCCCUGAUCCCGCGCUAGAGCAUGACCCUGUUCAUGACGAUGCAUCGGCCAUUGCACCUCUUGUCGAUGAUAUACCCGUUGCGGACCUACCCGUUGUUGCUCCACCAGUGGUGGAUGAUCCUGUUGUCGAUACACUUAUACCCGAUCCCGUGCCGGCUUUGAUUGACCGUGCACCAUUCGCUGCUCAUAUAGAUCCACGAUAUGCCGACACCCACAACGGGUGGAUCGAUGACGAUGACGAUUACCCACCAUUUGUGCGACCUGUCACUCCCCUAGUAGCACCCGUGUCUGCACCCACUGAUAUCCCGUUGUUUCCCCUACACACCACAGACACUCACCGCACUGAUCUUCCUAUUAUGUUCCUUCAGGACAUACCGCCCCCGCGUCCUGGAGAGGGGUCAUCUAGGCAGCUGCCUGUUUCUGCUCCACCCAUGAUGUCAUCACCUUUUCCACUCACAUCACAGUUUCCCCAUAUUGCACCACCUAUUGCACCAUCUUUCACUCCAUCGAGCGAGCCAUUUUUAUGGACUACGCCCUCUAUCAUGCCGUUGUCUGAUCCGUACCACCCAUACCAUGUUGGGUAUUCUAUGGAGGACAUACUUACAUCUUUGAUGAUACAGCAGGAGGCAUUGACACGUCGUAUACAGGAGUUGGAGAGAGCUCCACGACCACCUUGCAAUUGUCAGACCCCAUUUGCAGCACCGCACGCUCCUCGUCCACUUUCACCUGAUUCAGACGUCUGUUUCUUGACCUCUGAGCAGUAG
Helianthus annuus (common sunflower) is the source of this 786-nucleotide messenger RNA. RefSeq names its product proline-rich protein 36-like. Lineage: Eukaryota; Viridiplantae; Streptophyta; Magnoliopsida; Asterales; Asteraceae. The record is from RefSeq and is a predicted model, not a curated record. Bases 1 to 786 code for a protein of 261 amino acids. The transcript has a single exon.